UAUGGCACCCUCGAUAUUCUUCCUGUUUUGUACUUGGAUUGUUUGCCUCAUUUUGCUUCCUACUUCCUUUGUUGAUUCCCUAUGCCGUCCGGAUGAGAGCUUUUCCUUGAUGGAAUUCAAGCAAAGUUUCAGAAUCGACAGAACAGAGUGGCUUUGUGAUUAUCCAAAGGUUGAAUCGUGGUCACUAGAUGGACAUGGAGAUUGCUGCUCAUGGGACGGCGUAAAGUGUGAUGAGGCCACCGGUCAUGUGACAGGCCUCGACCUCAAUGGCAGCUGUCUCGUUGAUGCUCAGCUAAGCGGUCCAAUUCCAUCUUCACUUGGGAAUCUAACGCGGUUGGUUCGGCUCUACCUUUCGUCCAACAAUUUGCAAGGUGAAAUCCCAAACUCAUUAUGGGAACUCAAGGAUCUUGAAAUUCUGGAUCUUAGUGGGAAUAAUUUGAGUGGCACCGUGGAUUUGCACAGACUCGAGAACUUGGAAGAAUUAUAUUUGGACUUCAACAACAUAUCUUUUGUUAGCGGGAUCGAGAUGAAUACCAUGCUUUCAAAACUUUUCUAUUUAAGUUUAGAGUCGUGCAACUUGCAAGAGUUCCCCAAGAUUUUAGGCCACCUACGCGGAUUAGAGAGAAUAUAUCUUUCACACAAUAAAAUCGGAGGGAGAAUUCCUACUUGGAUGGGGAAUGGUAGCAGAGAAUCCUUGUGGUAUGUGGAUCUUUCUCACAAUAUUCUAACUAGCUUUGUGGACAACCGCAUCAAUAUACUGCUACCUAACUUGACCUAUCUUGACAUUAGUUCUAACUUGCUCAAAACGGAACUCCCUACUCCACCUCCAUCGGUGUCUUAUUACAAUAUCUCCAACAACAUCCUCUUCGGAGAUAUUCAAUCUAUUUGUGGAGCCAAGUCCCUUGUCACUCUUGACUUGUCCAGCAAUAGUCUAAAUGGCACAAUUCCUUCAUGUCUCAAAAACAUUCAUUCUUUGGAAAUUUUGGAUCUUGGAAAAAAUAAACUUGACGGAAGCAUUCCUUAG
Molecule: messenger RNA, 1024 nt
Organism: Rhodamnia argentea
Lineage: Eukaryota; Viridiplantae; Streptophyta; Magnoliopsida; Myrtales; Myrtaceae
Product: receptor-like protein 39
Exons: 2
Coding region: 2-1024 (340 amino acids)
Molecular function (GO): protein binding
Source: RefSeq, a predicted model, not a curated record